Molecule: messenger RNA, 3195 nt
Organism: Metarhizium album ARSEF 1941
Lineage: Eukaryota; Fungi; Ascomycota; Sordariomycetes; Hypocreales; Clavicipitaceae
Product: GPI inositol-deacylase
Exons: 3
Coding region: 1-3195 (1064 amino acids)
Biological process (GO): endoplasmic reticulum to Golgi vesicle-mediated transport; GPI anchor metabolic process
Cellular component (GO): endoplasmic reticulum
Molecular function (GO): phosphatidylinositol deacylase activity
Source: RefSeq, a predicted model, not a curated record
AUGACCAGCCGCUCUGCCGAUUCGACCGACGAUGGUGACGAACAGUCCUGCACUCCCGACGUAGCCGCUACCGAAGCCAUAGCCCGCCGCCCGCAAUCAAGAUCACGUUCAGCCAGCAAGGCAGGCAAUGGGCCAACCGAGUUCGAAUGGAAGCGCAGCAGUAACCGUAACGGACAUGCAGAGAUACCCUCAUCGGUCACGCCAACCUUUUCACGCCCGUUUAUACCGGCUGCUUCAACCAUGGCUCUGCGAAAGUCAUCUUCUGGGCUCCCUCAAACCAAAGGAAGUCGACGCGCCGGCGCUGUCUCCUUCCUCGUUCUUCUCACAGCGGGUACCGGCAUCAUGCUCUUGGCCGCUAUAUUGAAGUCACUCAUUAGCUAUCAAGUCGAACCCAAGGGGUGCCGCAUGUCUUACAUGAGACCCUCUUACAUUCACUUCAACGAUUUCGAUACGGAACAUACCCGUUUUGCGACCAAAUAUUCGCUGUAUCUUUACCGUGAACAAGGCGUAGACGAUGAAGCUAAGCUACGUGGCAUACCAAUACUCUUCAUCCCUGGUAAUGCUGGUAGCUAUAAACAAGUUCGACCAAUCGCAGCAGAAGCAGCUACGUACUUUUAUGACACCCUGCAACAUGACGGACGCUCCAUGGAUUCGGGAGUGCGAAACUUGGACUUCUUUACCGUCGAUUUCAAUGAAGACAUCACCGCGUUCCAUGGCCAGACCUUACUUGACCAGGCAGAGUAUCUCAACGAAGCAAUCCGCUACAUUUUGUCUCUUUACUCGGAUCCUCAGCGAGCCAUUCGUGACUCCCAACUACCCGAUCCAACUUCAGUCGUGAUUCUUGGUCACUCAAUGGGCGGUGUCGUUGCUCGUGCAAUGCUAGUGCAGUCAAACUACCAGGCAAAUUCCAUCAACACUAUAAUUACCAUGUCCGCCCCUCAUUCUCGGCCACCAGUUACCUUCGAUGGUCAAAUUGUGCAAAUCUACGAUGAAAUCAAUGCCUACUGGAGAGAUGCGUACGCACAGAAGUGGGCCAAUAAUAAUCCGCUGUGGCAUGUUACCCUCAUUUCUAUCGCAGGCGGAACUUUGGACACUGUUGUACCUUCAGACUACGCAAGCGUGGAGCCUCUGGUCCCGGAAACUCAUGGUUUCACUGUUUUUACUACUGGAAUCCCAACUGUUUGGACGAGCAUGGAUCACCAAGCUAUUCUUUGGUGCGACCAAUUCCGCAAAGUCGUUGCCAAAGCAUUAUAUGACAUUGUCGAUUCAAACCGCGCCUCACAGACCAAACCCCGAGCUCAAAGAAUGCAACUCUUUAGACGACGAUUCUUAUCAGGCCUAGAAGCAGCCACAGAAAAGUCGAUAGCUUUGAAGGACGAAACCGUUCGGCUGACCCUGGAUGCGGAGUCAAGCCGCAUUGUCCCCGUUGGCGAUCGUUUGAUUCUGGAUCAUCUAGGCAAUCAACGCGACCCAGUAGUCCAUCUGUUACCUAUUCCUCCACAGGAGACGUCUGUUCCUAAGCGGUUUUCGCUAUUGACAGACUCUUCACUAGUUGACGCAGAGAAGAACGGUUCGCUUGAGGUCCUUGUCUGUACUGUUUCUCCCGGGGAAGUUGGCUCAGCUACUAUGCACAACUCAUAUCCGACGACUAUACCAGGAGGUAGCGAGGCAAGACUUGCUUGCAAGAACACAGCUUCCGAUGUCAUUCUACUACCAGCUUCCACAACAUCGAUUCGGUAUCCAUUCUAUCUCGAAGGGGAAAGCCCAAUCCGUCCAUUUUCGUACCUUCAAUACGAUUUACAGGACUUGUGGGAGUACAAUUUCAUCGCUGUCGUGGAUAGAGCCACCUCACAAACUCCGGGGUUUGUCAUUACUGAAUUCAGCGAGCGGGACUCGAUUCAGAAAGCAUAUCGGAGCAGCUUCUCGCACAUCGCGAUGUUUGGCUUGUCAUUUUCAUUACCAUCGGAUCGACCAAUGGCAGUUGAGGUUCAAUUUCCCGCCAUAACCUCAAGUCUCCUUGCCUUCCACUUGGACCUGGCCCCUCUGCAGUGCCAGAGCAAGCGCCAUCUCUACACUCCGAUUGUCAGGCAAUAUUUGGACAAGCCGUAUGAAUCAAAGUACUUCGUUGGUGCCAGGCAUGCACAUAUUAGUUUGCAUGGAAUUGCACCCUAUGUACCUCCACCUCUGGAACCUAAAAGCAGUGACAGCGGUCUGGGGCUCCAAAUUUGGGCCGACCCGUCAUGCGACUCCGUACUCGUGGCCAGGCUGCGGAUCGAUGUGCCUGGAAGUCUCGGGAAACUGUAUAUGCGUUACAGGACAGUUUUUGCAGCAUUUCCGCUACUCAUUGUGACCUUAGUUUUGAGGAAGCAAUUUCGGGUCUAUGACCAAACAGGCAUCUUCAUUCCAUUCUCAGAAGCUUUGGAUCUCUCCCUCCGGCGAUCAGUCCCUUUACUUCUCAUCUCUUUGACUCUUCUUGCGGUCUCACCGGAAGGCACCUCGAGGCUUAUUCCCGGCCUGCUGUGGAGCAAGCGACAUUUGAAUGCAUUUCAUAGGAACGAGCUUCUCAUUGGCACCGAGAACCCGUCAUUCUGCUUGCUCGUCCCCCUUAUCGGACUCGUCUGCAUCGGAGUAUGCGCUGUACUGCACUACAUUGUGCUUGGCCUUACCCGAACUCUCGGCAUAUUAUACGCCUUUUUCACCAAUGGCCCUAGGACAGAAACAGCCAGCCACAAAGGAAUUGCCUCGCAAGUCCUGGUGCCCUCUACACCAAGGCGGCGCAUGGUUUCUACAGCUGUUCUCCUAUUCCUUGUCUCAACCUUUAUCCCUUACCAGUUUGCAUACCUCGUUGCGUGCCUUGUUCAGCUGUUCACGACUGUUCGCGCUCAUCGCCUUUCACAUCUAGCCGAUUCAACGUCAAGUUCGAACUACUACCGCUAUGUUCACUCCAUACUGCUCUUGAUGAUGUGGGUCUUGCCCAUCAACCUCCCAAUCCUCGCUGUGUGGAUACGAAAUCUUGCCGUGCAUUGGCUCACGCCUUUUUCCUCACACCACAACGUACUGUCUAUCAUGCCUUUCAUGCUACUGGUAGAGAAUUUAACCACCGGCAAAAUGAUAACGCCCGAGAAUUCCACCUUUUCCAUCAGCAGCGUGGCUAGACGGACAAUGGAAAUGUGCUGCGCCAUCAUUACGGGUUAG